Colletes gigas is the source of this 2075-nucleotide messenger RNA. RefSeq names its product probable 28S rRNA (cytosine(4447)-C(5))-methyltransferase. Gene Ontology annotation, cellular component: nucleolus. The record is from RefSeq and is a predicted model, not a curated record. Bases 228 to 2039 code for a protein of 603 amino acids. NCBI's taxonomy places the organism in Eukaryota, Metazoa, Arthropoda, Insecta, Hymenoptera, Colletidae. The transcript is spliced from 7 exons. Gene Ontology annotation, molecular function: RNA binding; rRNA (cytosine-C5-)-methyltransferase activity. Gene Ontology annotation, biological process: rRNA base methylation; maturation of LSU-rRNA.
GUGAAAAGAGAGGUUAUGACUCACGUGUUCACUUUGAAAAGUUUAAAUUUCUUUCUAUGCUAUUUCAAAUUAUUUAUUAUAAUAUUACUUUAUAACGAAGUUUGAAAACGUCUCAAAACGUCUAAACAGUUGUAAGGUUUCGUUGUAGUAUUUCAUUAUAUUUUUUCUACAAUUUGGUAUUUUUACAACAAUCUUUGAGUAAAACAAAAAAUAAAGCAUAAAACGAAAUGGGGCGAAAAGCUAAGUUUGAUGGAACAGCUGUACCAAGUGGUCGUGGAAAAAAAGCCAAGAAGCAAGGAGAUCCAACAUUUCCAAAAGGAGUUCUAGUGAAAGAAGAAAAAGUAUUAAGUCAUCGGCAAAAACAACGUGCAAGGAAACGGUUGUUAAAACAACAAAGUCUGAAAGAAAAAAUAAAAAAAUCACGGGUGGAGAAACAAGAAGAAACGAAAUAUAUAAUAAAUAAAAAUAACAUUAGGAAUACAUCAAAAGAAUUGACAAAAAAAAGGAAGAAGAAAUCUUCUGAACCUAAACUUGUUAAAAAUGGUAAUUUAAGCAAUGAAAAUGACAAAAUGCAGUUUGAUGAAGAUAGCAAUGUAUCUAAUGAUGAAUAUGUAAUGGAAAGUCAUGAGCAGAAAAAUACAAAAAUGAAGUUAAUAGAUAGUGAUAUGGAAGAUGAAAGUGACCUUUCAGGAAGUGAUAAAGAAUACAAUGAUACUAAUGAGUUUGAUGAAGAUGAGGAAACAGAAGGGGAUGAAGAAGCAGUUGAGGAUGAUAACUAUGAUGAUUUACUUCCUAUAGAAAAAGCAAAUAAGAGAUUGAAAAAGAAGCAGGAAAAAGAACAGCAACUGGCAGAAGAAGAGAUGAAUGAUAUGACUUCGCAACAAUGUGUUUUCACUUUCCCUACCGAAGACGAACUUGCUGACAUUACUGAUCUUAAAGACGUGCAACAACGAAUAAAAGAUAUUAUUAUGGUAUUGUCUGACUUUAAAAGAUUACGCGAAGUGAAUAGAUCGCGUUCGGAAUAUGUGGACAUUCUUAGGCAGGAUUUAUGUACAUAUUAUAGUUACAAUAAUUUUUUAAUGGAAAGAUUGAUGCAAAUAUUUUCACUAGACGAUUUGUUAGAAUUUUUAGAAGCAAGCGAAGUUCAAAGACCUAUGACGAUACGAACAAACACGUUGAAGACGCGUCGCCGCGAUUUGGCAGAGGCUUUGAUUAACAGAGGAGUUAAUUUAGAUCCAAUAGGCAAAUGGACCAAAAUUGGAUUAGUAGUGUAUUCUUCGCAAGUUCCAAUGGGUGCAACACCAGAAUACCUAGCAGGACAUUAUAUUCUUCAGGGUGCAUCUAGUUUUCUACCUGUUAUGGCUUUAGAUCCUAAGGAGAACGAAAGGAUUUUGGAUAUGUGUGCUGCACCAGGGGGAAAGUCAUCCCAUACAGCGGCACUUAUGAAAAACACAGGUGUACUAUUCGCGAAUGACGUGAACGAGGAAAGAAUAAAGGCCGUUGUUGGUAAUUUCCAUAGGCUUGGCAUUGUGAAUUCUGUAAUUUGCACUUAUGAUGGACGGAAGUUACCAUCGGUUAUUAAAGGUUUUGAUAGAGUUUUAUUGGAUGCGCCGUGCACUGGUACUGGCGUUGUCUCGAAAGACCCGAGUGUUAAAACGAAUAAAGAUGAAGUAGAUAUACAACGUUGUUGUACGUUACAAAGGGAAUUACUUUUAGCAGCUAUAGACUGUGCUAAUGCUCGUUCAGAAUCAGGUGGAUUCAUUGUUUAUUCCACGUGUUCGAUUCUUCCGGAAGAGAACGAAUGGGUUGUUGACUAUGCUCUUAAGAAACGUGACGUUAAAUUAGUACCUACUGGUUUAGAAUUUGGAGCUGAGGGUUUUAUUAAUUAUAGACAUCAUAGAUUUCAUCCUUCAUUAAAAUUAACAAAACGAUUUUAUCCGCAUGUACAUAAUAUGGAUGGAUUUUUUGUAGCAAAAUUAAAGAAAUUUUCUAACAUUAUUCAGAAGAAGAAGGAUACUGAGGAAGAAUCAUUUGAUUAAUGUUAACGAAAUAGGUUUGAACUAAUUAAUGUCUUU